CCCCCGUGUGAGUAGAGUCGAGGUAUCAGUCUAUAAACUCCAGCUGUGGUUCUGAAACAGAAUUGCCUCGUACAUGGGAAAUGUAGGGGAAAUUAAUUUUUCUGUAGUGUGCAAAAUUUGUAAAGCUUCAGUACUCAAAACGAAUUUGGAAACGUGUCAAGUUUUAAAACGGUUUUAAAACUGCUUUGAGGAAGCACCGAAAGUGUUCGAUCCCAGCUGGCAGAUUCUACAAAUCUUAAGUGCAAGUGUACUAAUGAAAUCGUUCAACUAAUAUUUAGUAGUUCAGUGUUACUGGAGAAUCAUUAAGAAACUCCAACAGCAAUUGCAAUUAAUGCGAUGACCUUCGUUGGUUGAGCGCGUCGCCGUUCAGAACGUUUGUGCAGAGAUUAAUCGGUCAUUGACGAAUGGAUUCUUUGUUCCACAGCCAUAAAUCGGCAAUCCAGCAGCUGUGUUGUGUUGAGUGAUGAGAUAAGAGAAAUGCAAAUUCCAUAUGUUACAAUAAUAGUUCAGGAUUGUCCUCGAUGUUCCUCGUCGUCUUCCAGUCGUCCAGCUCAGUCUAGUGAAUUGCUGCUUCAGCGGAGUUCUUCAACGUCGUCACCAAAUCAUCUGAAGCCGAUAUCUCCAGCGAAGGGACAUCUGCAUCUCAGCAGAAACUCGAAUCUCAUACGUCACAACUAUGUUCAAUUGUUUUGGCCGACGCUAUGACUACCGACCCAUCGAUCUUGCACACCAGCCAAGUGGCUUCGGCAUCCGGCAUGUGCAAGCGCUUCUGCUGUUCUUCGGCCUCACCGUGGCCUAUGCCCUGCGGGUGAACCUAUCGGUGGCCAUCGUAGCAAUGACGGAUAAAAAGGCGGCCAACGAAGAUUUCGAGGAGUUCGACUGGGACGAAAAAACGCAAUCCUACGUGCUGAGCAGCUUUUUCUGGGGCUACGUUAUCACCCAGAUUCCAGCCGGGCAAAUGGCGCAACGCUUCGGAGCCAAGGUUUUGUUGCUUUUUUCACUUGGGAUCUGUUCUUCGCUGGCCGUUCUGACUCCGAUCUGUGCCAAUGUUGGCGGCGCCAAGUUGGUAAUCGGUCUCCGGAUUAUACAGGGAUUGAGCCAAGGUUUUAUUUUUCCGUCGACACACACCUUGCUGUCAAAAUGGGCCCCAGUGUCAGAGCGUGGUCGUUUGGGGACGUACUGCUAUGCCGGUGCCCAGUUCGGUACCGUUGUGAUGCUGGCCAUCAGUGGUGUGCUGGCGUCUUCGUCGACUGGGUGGCCUGGUAUUUUCUACAUAUCGGGAGCCGCUGGCGUUGUGUGGUCGAUUUUGUGGUUCUUUUUUGGAGGAAAUUCCCCGGUCGAACAUCGAAGUAUAUCUGCGGAAGAACGUGACUUUAUCGAAUCUUCACUCGGAAACCAAGAUCACAGCAAGAAAAUUAUCACACCAUGGAAAGCCAUUCUUACGUCGGCACCCAUGAUAGCACUAACAAUUGCGCACAGUAGCCACAAUUGGGGAUUCUGGACAUUGCUCACCGAGAUGCCUACGUACAUGAAGAAUGUUCUUGAUCUCGAUAUCAAAAGCAACGCUCUGCUAUCCAGUUUGCCCUACUUUGUUAUGUGGAUUCUCAGUUUAAUUUUCAGUCCAAUCUCAGACUUCCUUAUCAAUCGGCAGUACCUUUCUCGAGUGACCAGUAGGAAGCUGUUUAAUACAAUCGGUCUUUGGAUCCCUAUGGUGGCGCUUCUGGGACUGGCUUACGUGCCAAAGGGUCAAACCGAUUUGGCCAUCGCUCUGCUCACAGCAGCCGUCGGUAUAAAUUCAGCAACAUAUCUCGGCUUCCAGGUGAACCACAUUGAUCUGGCUCCGAACCAUGCUGGCACGAUGAUGGGCAUCACAAACUGUGCCGCUAACAUUAUGUCAAUUAUCGCUCCGCUUAUCGUGGGUGUGGUCCUCAGUGAUGCGAAAGACCCUGUUCAGUGGCGAACUGUAUUCUACAUAUCGGCCGCCGUGUACUUCUGCGGGAAUCUCGUUUUCAUAAUUCUGGGCAAGGCAGACAUACAGCCAUGGAAUGAACCGCAGCCAAACAAAAAAGAUGAUGAUUCCGAAGCUGCCGUGCCCAACAACCAACCCACUAAUCAUACCACCGAAUAGGAGAAGGAUACGGUCUUCCAUUUUGCCCGUCAUCGAGUGUACAGCGCAAAGUGCUACGUCUAGUCUAAAUCAAUUCGAUAUAAUAUUUAAAACUAAGACAAAACAACUCCACACAAUGAUGAAUUAAUGGAAUUGUUGUCUCGUCUCCGAGGAGGACAUUUUUUUCGAGCUUACCCAUUCAAAAAAAAUAUACAAGACAUUGAAAUCCAAGUGCUCUUACUAGAUGAAAAUAUCAUUAAAAAAUAUACAACGUAAUCCGACUCACGGAAAUUAAUGUACUUUCUAGGUGUUACGAUUAUCCUAUUAUAUACAACUGAGAAAAUAUGUAUAAGUUAUAAAAUUUUGCCAAACUUCAGUACUGAACUGAAACAUUCCAAUUUGAGGCAAAGUAGAAUAGUGUAGAUUAUUUUUGUAAAUUGUAUCAAAUAAACAAAAUCAUGUUACGU
Messenger RNA from Uranotaenia lowii, 2574 nucleotides. RefSeq names its product putative inorganic phosphate cotransporter. Bases 677 to 2128 code for a protein of 483 amino acids. Gene Ontology annotation, cellular component: plasma membrane. Lineage: Eukaryota; Metazoa; Arthropoda; Insecta; Diptera; Culicidae. Gene Ontology annotation, biological process: monoatomic anion transport; transmembrane transport. Gene Ontology annotation, molecular function: transmembrane transporter activity. The transcript has 5 exons. The record is from RefSeq and is a predicted model, not a curated record.